Molecule: messenger RNA, 672 nt
Organism: Rotaria socialis
Lineage: Eukaryota; Metazoa; Rotifera; Eurotatoria; Philodinida; Philodinidae
Source: the annotation of a GenBank genome assembly
AUGCCUGAACAAACUCAAAUCCCGCGUGUACUUUGGGCUCAACAACAUGAACAUAUUCUGUUGACCAUUGCUGUGCCAGAUAUUGAAAAAGUUGAUGUGAAAUUCGAAGAAGAUUCAGUAUCAUUUCAAGGUCAUUCAUCAUCAAAUCCUAAAGGGUUAAAUGCUUAUGCAGUUAAAAUUGAUCUAUACGAAAAGAUCGAUCCAGAAACGAGUAAAUAUGAAAUUAUCGGCCAAAAAUUCUGGCGAUUAUUGUUAAAGAAGAAAGAUGCUAAGGGUGCUUUUUGGCCACGUUUAACAAAAGAUAAAUCACGUUUACAUUGGUUACAGACCGAUUUUGAUCAUUGGAAAGAUGAAGAUGAAAGUGACGAUGAAAAGGCUGGACCAGCUGGUAACUUUCAAGAUAUGUUUUCUGGAGGCAUGGGUGGGAUGCCCGGGAUGGGAGGCAUGGGAGGUAUGCCCGGGAUGAUGGGCGGGAUGCCUGGUAUGGGCAUGGGUGGGAUGCCUGGUAUGGGUAUGGGUGGUGAUGAUGAAGAUGAAGAAGAAGAUUAUGAUGAUGAAGAAGAAGCAUCACCAGAGACGAAUGGACAAGAAUCGAAGAAAUCUAAUGAUGAACCUAUUCCAACAACAAGCACAGGCGGAGAAGCAACAGAUUCCAAGGAACAAUCAGCAUAG